Molecule: messenger RNA, 1512 nt
Organism: Striga asiatica
Lineage: Eukaryota; Viridiplantae; Streptophyta; Magnoliopsida; Lamiales; Orobanchaceae
Source: the annotation of a GenBank genome assembly
GCCAUUUUCUUCACUGCUCGAGCUAGGAUUUUUGCCUCCCCUUCCUUCUAAACCCCCGAUUCCGAAUCGAAGAGGUUAAAGUGACGGCUCGCCGCUGUCCGCCUUGACUUAGCCGCCGCCGCUGCGUCUUGGCCCUCUUUUUUGUAUCUCUUCCUUUCAGUUCUAGGGUUUUUUUUAGCUGUGUAUAUUAUACCUUGUAACUUAGAGAAAUGGCGCCAAAGAUUACGAAGGCCGAGAAGAAGAUCGCUUACGACUCGAAGCUCUGCCAGCUGCUGGAUGAGUACACGCAGGUUCUGGUGGCCGCCGCCGACAACGUCGGCUCGAACCAGCUGCAGAACAUCCGCAGAGGGCUGAGGGGCGACUCUGUGGUGCUCAUGGGCAAGAACACGAUGAUGAAGAGGUCAAUUCGUAUCCACUCGGAGAAGACGGGGAAUAAAGCUAUUCUGAAUAUCAUUCCUCUCUUAGUUGGAAAUGUUGGGCUGAUCUUCACGAAGGGUGAUCUUAAGGAAGUCAGUGAGGAAGUUGCUAAAUACAAGGUUGGAGCACCUGCUCGUGUUGGUUUGGUGGCUCCAAUUGAUGUCGUCGUCCCACCUGGCAACACUGGUCUCGACCCAUCACAAACUUCCUUCUUCCAGGUCCUCAACAUCCCGACCAAGAUUAACAAAGGUACUGUCGAAAUCAUCACCCCAGUCGAGCUCAUCAAGAAGGGUGAAAAAGUGGGCUCCUCUGAGGCAGCCCUUCUUGCCAAGCUUGGAAUCAGGCCCUUCUCUUACGGGCUUGUUGUCAUAUCUGUUUAUGACAAUGGGUCUGUAUUCAGCCCAGAAGUGCUCGAUUUGACUGAGGAUGACCUCAUUGAGAAAUUUGCUAUGGGUGUGUCAAUGGUCACUUCACUUUCUCUUGCCAUCUCCUACCCAACACUUGCUGCUGCUCCUCACAUGUUCAUCAAUGGUUACAAGAAUGUGUUGGCUGUUGCUGUAGCCACCGAUUACUCUUUCCCUCAAGCUGAUAAAGUGAAGGAAUAUCUUGCUGACCCGAGCAAAUUUGCUGUGGCUGCUGUGCCUGUUGCGGCAGGUGAUGGUGGAGCUUCUGCCGCUGCAGGUGGUGGUGCUGCUAAGGAGGAAGAAAAGAAAGAUGAGCCUGCAGAGGAGUCUGAUGAUGACAUGGGCUUCAGUCUUUUCGAUUAAGUUGAUUUCAAUAUUUGUCGUUCGGCUGGAGUUGGAUGAGUUAAGUUUGUGUGUGCUUAAUUAUGGGUUCGUCGUUCGUUCCUUGUUUUUUUAAUUUGGCACUUGUUUUAGAAGUUUGUUUUCAAUGUUUCAAUGUUAAAAACUUUGAAUUCUGCAAUUUGGUUGUUUUAAAUGAUGUUUGUGUUUUUAGCAAAUGAUGUUUUUGUUGGAAUUAUUAUUGUUUUUAUCCAAUAGUUUUUGAAAUUUGCUACGGGCUUAGACAAAAAAUUAUCUUACCUUGGCCAUGGGCCUUAUAGAUAAUUAAUUUUACGUGCUGCUUUUACAUUUU